Messenger RNA from Schistosoma margrebowiei, 877 nucleotides. NCBI's taxonomy places the organism in Eukaryota, Metazoa, Platyhelminthes, Trematoda, Strigeidida, Schistosomatidae. The record is from the annotation of a GenBank genome assembly.
GGCUACCAAAAAAGCGCUACAAAGGCUACAUAACUGAAGUGUAAUAAACUUCCUUUUGUUAGUGUAUAACAUAUCGAUGUUUGCAGAUUGGUCUAAUAUCAAAUGCGUUUGUUUGGACGUGGAUUCUACGGUUUGUGAAGAUGAAGGACUGGAUGAAAUUGCCAGUUUUCUUGGAGUUACUGAUAAAGUUAAAAAGAUGUAGACAAUAAAUUUCGUCUAUAUUUCAAAGUUUCAUUAGCACUGAGGAGGCUAUGAAUGGAGAAUUGGACAUUAGUAAGGCAUUAGAAGCCCGCUUAUCGAUAAUGAAUUUAAAUCUAAAGAAGCUUACUGACUUUUUAGACAACCAUCCAGUUAGACUAACACCUGGUGUUGAAAAUCUUGUUAAUCAGUUCAAAGAAAAUGGGGUUGAUGUUUACUUGGUAAGCGGUGGAUUAUAUCCGUUAGUUAAUCGCGUAGCCCAACUGCUCAAUAUUCCUGAAGAAAACGUUUACGCGAACAAGCUGAUUUUCGAUAACGAAGGCACAUUUAUUGGAUUGGAUGAUAGUGCACCAACUAGUCGUUCCGAUGGUAAAGCUUUAAUCGUUAAUGAAUUACUGAGCAAAUUGCACACUCCAGUUAUGAUGAUAGGUGAUGGAAUGACAGAUGCAAAAGCUUGUCCACCAGCUUCUGUAUUUAUCGGUUUCGGUGUCAAUGUUAUUCGUCCUAAAGUUAAAACUAUAUCCGAUUAUUUCUGUACAUCUGUGGAAGAAUUAAUUAAGUUGUUGAAAAACCAUAAAAUGUUACUAUGAGAUUAUAUAUUGUAUAUAUGAUUUUACUUUACAUAAAUUAAUAUUUUCAGUAUUAUAUGUGGAUGUAAUGCAAAUAUACUUAAUUACCA